ACUGAAACUGAAACUGAAACUGAAACUGAAACUCUCCUUUCAACUUUCAACACUCCUUGUUUUCAGAAUAACAUGAACAAACAUUUUGUUAUUUUAAACACUCUUUUAAUGUAUUUUUCUGUUUAUAAAUCUUAUCCGAUCUAUAUUUAUAUUUCUUUUUUAGGUGUUAAAAAGCACAGCGAGUGUUCAUAACAUUUUUCUUCCGUUAAAUGUUCUAGUGAGAUUCAUUCAUUCAUUCAUUCCCAUUGUCUUGUCCCAACAACAUGGAAAACCAACAACCAGCGAACAAGACCACCAAUCUCUUGAACCACCUCGUGAAGGAGCUCCUCUACGCCAUCCUCGACCACCUCGACGAAGACCCUUUUGCCCGAAAGUCCCUCUCCCAAUCCUGCAAGUCCUUCCACGCGCUCGAAGCCACGCACCGCACCAACCUCAAGCCACGCCGCCUCGAGUUCCUCCCACGAACCCUCCACCGCUACCGUUCAAUCUCGCACCUCGACCUCACGCUCUGUCCCUGCGUCGACGAUAACACGUUAAAGUCUCUCUCCCUCGCUUGGAACUCUUCCCUGCGUUCCAUUGACCUCUCGAAGUCGAGGCUGUUCUCGCACGUGGGGCUGUCGGCUCUGGCCAUGAACUGCACGUGCCUCGUUGAGGCUGACUUGUCUAACAGGCCUGACCUCACUGACGUGGCCGCCAAGGCAAUCGCCGAGGCUGUGAACUUGGAGAGGCUGUGCUUGGGACGGUGUAAGGGAAUCACGGACUUAGGGAUUGGGUGCAUAGCUGUUAGGUGUAGUAAGUUGAGGCACGUUGGAUUGAGGUGGUGCAUUCGGGUAACUGAUUUUGGGGCCGGUUUGAUUGCUAUUAAAUGCAAGGAGAUUCGGAGUUUGGAUCUUUCUUAUUUGCCGAUCACAGAAAAAUGUCUUAAUCAUAUCCUUCAAUUAGAACAUCUAGAAGAUUUGAUUCUUGAACACUGUCUUGGCAUUGAGGAUCAUGGCCUUGCAACCCUCCAAGCAAGCUGCAAGUCAAUGAAGAUGCUUAACUUGUCGAAAUGUCAGAACAUUGGUCAUAUUGGCAUAGCUUCUCUUACAAGUGGUUCUCAGAAUUUAGAAAAGCUUAUCUUAUCCUCCAGCGUGAUUGUUACUACUGAUCUAGCAAAAUGUCUGCAAAGUUUUUCAAGACUGCAAUCGGUUAAACUUGAUAGUUGUUUGGGUACAAAGUCAGGAUUAAAAGCCAUCGGUAAUUUGGGUGCCUCACUCAAAGAACUGAACUUAAGUAAAUGUGUUGGAGUCACUGAUGAGAAUCUCCCGUUCCUUGUGCAACCACACAAAGAUCUAGAGAAGUUAGACAUAACAUGCUGUCACACGAUAACACAUGCAUCCAUAUCCAGCCUAACAAAUUCAUGUUUAAGGCUUACUUCCCUUAGAAUGGAGUCUUGUAGCUUGGUCAGCAGAGAGGGUUUCUUGUUUAUUGGACGGUGUCAACUGUUGGAAGAAUUAGAUGUCACAGAUACUGAAAUUGAUGAUCAAGGGCUUCAGUCAAUCUCAAGAUGUACCAAACUUUCUAGUCUGAAGUUGGGCAUAUGUUCGAUGAUAACUGAUAAUGGACUUAAGCAUAUUGCAAGCAGUUGUUCAAAGCUCAAACAACUUGAUCUCUAUAGGAGCUCAAGAAUAACUGAUGAGGGAAUUGUUGCAAUUGCCCUCGGUUGUCCUUCACUUGAGGUUGUUAACAUUGCUUAUAACAGCAACACCACAGAUACAUCAUUAGAGUUUCUUUCAGAAUGCCAGAAACUAAGAACUCUAGAAAUCCGAGGGUGCCCUCGUAUUUCACCAAAGGGUCUCUCAAAUAUUGUUGCCAGGUGUAGGUAUCUUGAGAUGCUGGACAUAAAGAAGUGUCACAAAAUUAAUGAUACUGGAAUGAUUCAGUUGGCUCAACAUUCUCAAAACCUAAAACACAUAAAACUGUCAUAUUGCUCAGUAACAGAUGUGGGGCUCAUUGCACUUGCUAGCAUAAGCUGCUUGCAGCAUAUAUCCAUUUUUCAUGUGGAGGGUUUAACUUCAAAUGGCCUAGCAGCUUUCCUUUUGGCUUGUCAAACUUUGACUAAAGUGAAAUUACAUGCAUGCUUUGAGUCAUUAAUACCUCAACAAAUUCUAAAAUACAUGGAAGCUCGUGGCUGUGCGCUUGUUUGGAGGGAUAAAACGUUUGAAGCUUCCGGGUGGGACUAGAUCGAAAAAGAUGGAAGCUACAUGCUGGAAGGAGUUUGAAAGUUCCAUAAGCAGAAACCAAUGCUAGGUUUUAGUUUUGUUGGCAAUUGGCUUCACAAAAGCUUCGGAUGUUUAAUUUUUAAUGGUACAUUUUUGUCAGAAAGUGAAAAUCUAUGUAUUAAUUUUUGGCAAAAACAAAAAUGUUAUGCCAAAUCUUUGUUUGGUCGUUCUGAAAUAUACAACAAUGACAAAGUUGUAGCUGCUAGGCUUGUCUUGUCUCAACAUUGGAGGAAGCAAUUAAAAAACCUCCUAAGGGAUACAUGGGACAAAAAGUGCAUAAGUCUCAGUCAAAGAUUUUCAUUGUUGGCUUUUCAAAAACAUUAAUAGUCAAAAUGGAUAUGAUAUGGCUGAUUUAUCCCUAAUUGUAAUAUUUUGACGGGUUCAAUAUAAUUCCCUCCCUCAAAAGUCAA
Messenger RNA from Glycine soja, 2671 nucleotides. RefSeq names its product F-box/LRR-repeat protein 3-like. The coding region runs from base 264 to 2222 and encodes 652 amino acids. Gene Ontology annotation, cellular component: SCF ubiquitin ligase complex. Lineage: Eukaryota; Viridiplantae; Streptophyta; Magnoliopsida; Fabales; Fabaceae. Gene Ontology annotation, molecular function: protein binding. The transcript has 8 exons. The record is from RefSeq and is a predicted model, not a curated record. Gene Ontology annotation, biological process: SCF-dependent proteasomal ubiquitin-dependent protein catabolic process.